AUGGAUUCGACUUCUUUCGAUAAAGGUGGUAUAGAGAUAUCUGGGUAUACGACAUACCCAGAUGAUAAGGGGGAAAGACAGGUCAAGGAAGUACCUUAUUAUCUUGAUCAGUGUAGAGCUUGGGAUCCAGCUCUGGGAUUAUUCACCAACGCGACUGAUCUGCUCAAAUGGGUAGAAGCACUUCUUUCUUUCCCUGAUUAUCCUCUCGCAUGCUCCUCCAUCGCCACAGAGCAUGUAGAAGCUAAUGACUAUCCCAAUCCUAAAGAACUAUGCUCUUAUGGUCUUGGUUUGACCCAAGGGAAUUAUUGUCCGUGUAGAAUUCUGGAUAAAGAGAAAGAAAUAGCUCAUAAGCCCUCGCCUUCCAUCCCUGCUACAGGGGACCAGAAGAUCAUCGGUAAAUACGUUUGUCCAGAUUUCCUAACUUGUGAUAUCAAGGAAACGGAUGAUCUCCCUGAAAGACCUGAAUGUUCUCCAGAUGUAAUAUGGGAUCACAAACUGUACGCCGAUCAGAAACCUGUAUUGGCAAGUAUGGGUGAAAACAAGUUUGAAGGUUGUUUCGAAGUCAGACAUUGGAAUGAUGGGAAAAUUCAGUAUGAUACGCCUUUUCAAGUUGAGCUGAUGGAGGAUGAUGAGAAGUUGAAAGUCAGUGGUAUUACUGGUGUAGAGCUUGGGCUUAAGGAGGCUGAUCAUCCCCUCACCUUCGUGAGGGAACAAGCGGCUUAG
Molecule: messenger RNA, 723 nt
Organism: Kwoniella mangroviensis CBS 8507
Lineage: Eukaryota; Fungi; Basidiomycota; Tremellomycetes; Tremellales; Cryptococcaceae
Exons: 3
Coding region: 1-723 (240 amino acids)
Source: RefSeq, a predicted model, not a curated record